UCGUUUGUGACAUCAGACUAUAGUAGUCCAGCAACCGGAAGUAGAAAAAAAUACAACCGAUGACGAUUUGACUCCACCUCAUGAUGCCAUUUAGCAACAGAUGAGCAGCGUUUCAUGUUCAUAUCGGGUGGCAGGAGACGAGCAUUGCAAUCGCUGAGGUUCCCCAAAGGAACACUUUUUGAUUGUGUAAUGUUUGUCAGGGUCUCGGUGCUUCCCUUCUCGCUCGCACCGUAGCUAACCGGCGUGUUAGCGGUUUUCUCAUCCGCCCAAAAACCCGCGUGUGUUACCGCUGGCACUGGUGAGCCUCUGUGGUGGAUCGCUAUGGAUGUGAUGUGGAUGAUACCGCUGCUGCUGAUUCCACUCCUGAUGUGGACCAGCAGCACGUUUGUUUUUUAUUUCAAAAAGUGCUUUUACGUCGCCUGGAUGAUGUUCCUGGCCCUGGUUGCGAUCCCUCUGUGUAUACUGAAAAGCGGAGGCAGAGACAUUGAAAACAUGAGGAUUAUCCGCUUCCUGGUUCGUCAUGUGAAGUAUUUCCUGGGUCUACGGUUCGAAGUGAGCGGUUGGGAGCAUCUGCAGACAGAGGGACCCUAUGUCAUCAUCUCUAACCACCAGAGUUCCCUGGAUGUUUUGGGCCUGAUGGAGAUCCUGCCGGACCGCUGCACCAUGAUCGCCAAGAAGGAGUUGAUCUACGCUGGCACAGUAGGCCUCAUUUGCUGGCUGGGCGGCAUCGUCUUUAUCAACCGCAAGAAGACCAGCGACGCCAAGAGUGUCAUGGCUGACGCAGCCAAAACCAUGUUGGACGACCAGAUUCGACUGUGGGUGUUCCCAGAAGGAACGCGGAACCAGAGAGGCGACCUGCUGCCCUUUAAAAAAGGUGCUUUCCACCUGGCAGUGCAGGCACAAGCACCCAUCAUACCCGUCGUUUUCUCCUCCUACAGCAACUUCUACCUACGAAAAGAAAAGCAGUUCAAAUCAGGGACCAUCAGAUUGAACAUCCUUCCAAAGAUCGAGACAAAGGGGAUGACGUCAGACGAUGUGUCAUCCCUCUCCGACAAAUCCUUCAACCUGAUGCGCUCGGCCUUCCUGGACAUCUCUGACUCCGUAACCCAGAGCAACGGGCCCUUGAGGCACUGAACAUUUACCAUACUCCCGCCUCUCUUUCUCCUAUGUCCCUGUCUGAGACCCAUUCCUCCCCCAGACCUCCCCACUCCCCCCAGGUUGUCCCAUUACUUGGCCAGGAAACAACAUGACACCGGUCUCUUGUCAUGAAAUCUCUUCUUGUCUAGUUGACGCCUGGUCCAGUCCGCCUCUGGCCUGACCAUACAGCACAGUCAGUCCCGACCCUCACUGUGUCUGCAGCAGCACCGGCAGCAGCGCUGCUCUGCACGCCGUGAGCGGAGUGACGGACGGC
Molecule: messenger RNA, 1411 nt
Organism: Seriola dumerili (greater amberjack)
Lineage: Eukaryota; Metazoa; Chordata; Actinopteri; Carangiformes; Carangidae
Gene: agpat2
Product: 1-acyl-sn-glycerol-3-phosphate acyltransferase alpha-like
Exons: 6
Coding region: 322-1134 (270 amino acids)
Biological process (GO): phosphatidic acid biosynthetic process
Cellular component (GO): endoplasmic reticulum; membrane
Molecular function (GO): 1-acylglycerol-3-phosphate O-acyltransferase activity
Source: RefSeq, a predicted model, not a curated record